Molecule: messenger RNA, 3072 nt
Organism: Exaiptasia diaphana
Lineage: Eukaryota; Metazoa; Cnidaria; Anthozoa; Actiniaria; Aiptasiidae
Exons: 13
Coding region: 491-2575 (694 amino acids)
Biological process (GO): superoxide anion generation
Molecular function (GO): superoxide-generating NADPH oxidase activator activity; phosphatidylinositol binding; protein binding
Source: RefSeq, a predicted model, not a curated record
CGGGUCCUCUUUACUUGGUCAUGACUAUGGCAACGGUUUUAAUCGGUUAGCAAACUAUUUCCUAGACCGUGACAACUAAACAAUACACCUAAAACAAUGACAAGACCUUCAGUGAAUACAUGACAGCCGCUUCAUUAGUAUCUUUGAGUCAGACAAUUUGGUUCAUGGCCAAGCUUCAUAUAUCAAGCAUAUUGUAGACAAUAUCUCAGUUAUGAGCGUACUUUUAAAGUGUAGUGUGGCUCGCUAAUGAGCUAACAAUGUUUAUUUAGCAUUUGUUUAUUGUGUUGGAGUCCUGGGACUGUGUAAACACCAGUCUUCUACAUUCCAACGUCAGUGAUUCACUAAGUACAUGUUUAAGGAGUUUUUAAACACAUUUUACACCCUUUAAAAACAAUCAGUUUCUGGUGUGAAUGUAAAAAGAGCCGUUGUAGUUGGGAAGUGAUUGUGGUCUCGGGAGUGGGAAGUAGACCGACGUUUACAGUUUUCUAGGAUGAGUUUGGACGCUGUUAGCGAUAUCUAUGUCGAGGGAGUCAUAAAGCAAACGACACCAGUCAAGCGCUAUGUUUUCUCCAUACAGGUAGAGUGGAAAAAUGGAGUAGCUAUUCAAGUCUAUCGUAGCUACAAAACUAUCUAUGGCUUGCAGUUAAAACUGCUGAAAUUAGAAGAGUUUCUGACCUACUUGAAGAAUGAAUACGCAGAGAACAGGACGGGAUAUUUACUACCAGAUAAAACACUCUUUGGAAAACUUGGAGUCAAGACACAAAAGAAAGCGUUAACUAAAAUGAGGGAAGUGGACGAAUUUCUCAAGUCGCUAAUCCAUCUUCCAAGAUCUAUUUCACAAUGCGAUGCGGUCCUCGAGUUCUUCCGUCCUCUGCCGGAAGAUAUGACGUUCCAUUUCGCCAAGACUAAUGAUCUUCGUGAUUACAGUGCAGGAGAAACAAGAGGAACGCGUCGAAUGGGAUAUGCUUUAAACAUUUCCGAGCCUAUCUUACUGGAACAGUAUGUGGCGAUAUGUGAUUACACAAAGACACAAAAGAAUGGUUUAAGCCUAAAGGCAGGGAACAUUGUUGAGGUCAUUACUAUGGGUGAACACGGGUGGUGGUUUGUUGACCUUGACGGUGACCUUGGUUGGGUACCAGCCUCUUUCUUAACACCAAGAGACGGUGAAGACGAGGAUCACCAAGUCGUACAAGUCUUUGCUGAAGGCGAAGAGGAAAUGUGCUUCGCUUUGGGAUCACACCAGCCUUCCAAUGAUGAUGAAGUGGCUUUAGAGGUCGGACAGAUACUUCAAGUCAAACAAAAAAAUGUCGAUGGGUGGUGGUUUGUCAGUAGUGAGAAGGGUACAGGUUGGGCUCCCUGUAUGCAUCUUCAUGUACUGGCCUCCACUACAGGUUAUACACGUCAAAUGGAGAGAGAGGCUGUUAUGAAUAACAUGAGAAAUGUCUUUGCAAUUACUGAUCGACGAACGACGUGGAAUCCUAAUAUGUCAAUCUCAACUGCUCGAAAAGGUACGAUUAAACGCCGACUGCAUCACGAUGUCAUACAGGAGGGACCUGAAGAUCAGCCAUCGUAUGUCAACAUCGAAUUCAACAAUAACAAGAAGCACGACUCUGAUUCCUCUGAUGAAGACUCUCCUUCUUAUGUUAACUUCGACUUUGAGAAGAAAAAGCCUGCGAAACGUCGCAGUGGUAAAAAGGACGUCCAGCAGGGUCCCUCUUACAUGAAUAUGGAGUAUCACAACAAAAAGGACAACGCGCGCAUGCGCCGACGCAGAGACGAAGAUGGAGACCUUGUAGAGCUGGAUUUUAGUAAGACAAAGACUUCAGAGAACGGCGCGACGUCGAAGGAAGAGACAAAUAAGGACAACGAAAUACAAAAGAAACAAGCUCAAAAUAUUGAGGAAUCAGCUCCUUCCGACACAGAUACAAUGCAGGGUAAGCUUAAAGACGAAAAUUCUGAAAGAAUUGAAGAAACAUCUGAAAAUGAUGGUUUGCUGAACAAAGAUGUCAAGAAUACUGAUGAUAAAGAGCAGUCCCACAUGGAUGACUACCAAGUGAUGACACAAAGAAGUGACUCUCCAGUGGGUGGAGAUAUUGACGUGUUUUUGUCCAUCGGGGACUACACUAAGGAUUCUGAUACAGAGGUAAACCUCCAAGAAGGCAAGUCAGUACAGGUCCUGGAGCAAACCGAUGGGGGUUGGUGGCUAGUUCGUACCCAGAGCCUCUCUAUUGGUUGGGCUCCAUCUAAUUUCCUUGAGAAAAUUACUCCAGAAGAGCUUAAGAGACGUAAAGCAUUAGGACUCGAGCCACCAGAACGACCGCCAUUACGUCCUCCCAAAUCAAGCAGAGUACAUAAAAAAGCUCUCGAGAUUUGUUACGAAAAGAAAUUCUGGAGUUUUGUGCGUAAAAAUGGAAAAGACUCAACCUGCUCCAUCGCUGAUGAUGAGGAUAAGAACUACUUCAACAAUAUCGAGGAAGAGCAAGCUACAAACGAGGAACAGGUUUAUGAGAGUAAAGAUAGAUGGGUAUGUGAUGAGAUUGGCACAUGCAAUAAAGAAACUAACACAAAACUGUAAACUAGUCCAACAGAAAAAGUUGAGUAUCCCGUGAUUCGAACAUCGUGAAAACUCCGUCUACACUGGAAUACAUGGUGAACUCCAAUUAGCUUAGACCAGAAACUUAGUUUGAAAUUCUGCGAUUCACAAACGGAUUUUUAAUUGACAUUGUACUUAUGUAUAAUUUUUAUUCCUAAAAUAAUUUUUUUGGACAGACUGCUAAGCCAGAAUUUGAUCAACCUGAUUCUUCUUUGAUGAUUUUCAUCCACUACAUCCCAUAUCAUUAUUCUCACUAAAAACUGGUAUUUCACUCCUUCAAGAUAAAAUAAUCGCUAGGUCGGGCGUGCAAAUUGUUUAUUAGACAAAAAAAAGAUUACAUUGAUAAAUUUUAGUGAUAACAUUAUUAGUUGCUUCAAAAGUACCACUCACUCCCCCCCCCCCGAAAAAAACCCCGACAAACAAAUUAAUGCUGGUUUUUAAAACACGUAUGUAAAUAUAUUAAAUAGUUCGUCUUGAAA